Molecule: messenger RNA, 1283 nt
Organism: Platichthys flesus (European flounder)
Lineage: Eukaryota; Metazoa; Chordata; Actinopteri; Pleuronectiformes; Pleuronectidae
Gene: glra1
Product: glycine receptor, alpha 1
Exons: 7
Coding region: 75-1283 (402 amino acids)
Biological process (GO): regulation of membrane potential; nervous system process; chloride transmembrane transport
Cellular component (GO): synapse; neuron projection; plasma membrane
Molecular function (GO): glycine binding; transmembrane signaling receptor activity; transmitter-gated monoatomic ion channel activity
Source: RefSeq, a predicted model, not a curated record
CUCUCUCUCUCUCUCUCUUCUCUGAACUCUUUCACCUGCUCUCUCUCUCUCUGGCUGUUUGCAAACUGGUUCUGAUGAAGUCGAACUUCUCCGUGUGUCUCCCUCUCUUCUCGCCCUCUGCAGGUCCGCCGGUCAACGUCACCUGCAACAUUUUUAUCAACAGUUUUGGGUCCAUCGCCGAAACAACAAUGGACUACAGGGUGAACAUCUUCCUGAGGCAGCAGUGGAACGACCCCCGGCUGGCGUACAGCGAGUACCCCGACGACUCUCUGGACCUCGACCCCUCUAUGUUGGACUCCAUCUGGAAACCCGAUUUGUUCUUCGCCAACGAGAAGGGGGCGAACUUCCACGAGGUCACCACCGACAACAAGCUGCUGCGCAUCUCCAAGAACGGCAACGUGCUCUACAGCAUCCGAAUAACACUGAUCUUGGCCUGUCCCAUGGAUCUGAAGAACUUCCCUAUGGACGUCCAGACGUGCAUCAUGCAGCUGGAGAGCUUCGGCUACACCAUGAACGACCUCAUAUUCGAGUGGGACGAGAAGGGAGCGGUGCAGGUGCACGAAGGCCUGACGCUACCUCAGUUCUUACUCAAAGAGGAGAAGGACCUGCGCUACUGCACCAAGCACUACAACACAGGUAAGUUCACCUGCAUCGAGGCUCGUUUCCACCUGGAGCGUCAGAUGGGCUACUACCUGAUCCAGAUGUACAUCCCCUCGCUGCUCAUCGUCAUCCUGUCCUGGGUUUCCUUCUGGAUCAACAUGGACGCCGCGCCCGCCCGGGUCGGUCUGGGCAUCACCACCGUGCUGACCAUGACCACGCAGAGCUCCGGCUCCAGAGCCUCCCUGCCCAAGGUGUCGUACGUCAAAGCCAUCGACAUCUGGAUGGCCGUGUGUCUGCUCUUCGUCUUCUCGGCCCUGCUGGAGUACGCCGCCGUCAACUUCAUCGCUCGCCAACACAAAGAGCUGCUUCGCUUCAGACGGAGGCGACGACACAUGAAGGAGGAUGAGACGGGCGAGGGGCGCUUCAGCUUCCCCGGCUACGGCAUGGGCCCCGCCUGCCUGCAGGCCAAGGACGGCAUGGCCAUCAAGGGCAACAACAACAACGCCCCCCCCUCGGGCCCGCCGGAGAAGACCAUCGAGGAGAUGAAGAAGCUGUUCAUCGGCCGGGCCAAGCGCAUCGACACGGUGUCCCGUGUGGCCUUCCCGCUCGUCUUCCUCCUUUUUAACAUUUUCUACUGGAUCGUUUACAAGAUCAUCCGCAGCGAGGACGUCCACAAGCAGUAG